Messenger RNA from Drosophila subpulchrella, 621 nucleotides. RefSeq names its product larval cuticle protein A2B (gene Cpr64Ac). Lineage: Eukaryota; Metazoa; Arthropoda; Insecta; Diptera; Drosophilidae. The transcript is spliced from 3 exons. Gene Ontology annotation, cellular component: extracellular matrix. The coding region runs from base 1 to 621 and encodes 206 amino acids. The record is from RefSeq and is a predicted model, not a curated record.
AUGGCGUUGCAGACACCUCCAAAACAGAGCUCCCUCAUUCGCACAUCCUUCGCCAUGUUCGCCCAGACUCUGUUCUUUUUGGGACUGAUCCUGUCCGCCGUGGUGGCCAUUCCCAUUGAUCCCUACGGACUGUCUUCACCCGGCCUCACCUAUGCUGCCCCCAAAUUGCUAGCUGCUCCUGCCAUUUCCUAUGCUGCUCCCAAGCUCCUGGCUGGUCCGGCCAUCUCGUAUGCCGCUCCUGCCAUCUCCUAUGCCCCCAAGGUCCUGGCUGCUCCCGUCGCCGUGGCCAAGGUGGCCGUGGCCGAGCCCUACGAUCCCAAUCCGCAGUAUAGCUUCUCGUACGGAGUAACCGACCACCACACUGGGGAUUCCAAGCAGCAGGAGGAGACUCUGGUCAAUGGCGUCGUCCACGGUAGCUACUCCCUGGCCGAACCCGAUGGCACCAUCCGCAAGGUAACCUACACCGCCGACAAGGUCAAUGGAUUCAAUGCCGUGGUGGAGAAGAAGGGCGUGGCCGCGGUGGCCAUUGCCAAGCCAGCUCUUGCCGUCGCCGCCGUUCCAGCCAUCACCAAGAUUGGAUACGCCUCGGCGCCUGGCCUGAGUCUGGGUGGCUACCACUAA